Messenger RNA from Meloidogyne enterolobii, 596 nucleotides. The record is from the annotation of a GenBank genome assembly. NCBI's taxonomy places the organism in Eukaryota, Metazoa, Nematoda, Chromadorea, Rhabditida, Meloidogynidae.
UCAACAAAGCAACUUCCCUCAGAACGGAUGGCUGAUGAUGUUGUGGCAGUGAAACAUCUACUCGAUACGGUGGGGAUCGAGUGCACUCCUAAAAGCAUUUUUCGUAUGGGAGUGUUCAAGCAACCCACCACUCAACGGUCAAGAUUGUUAAAAAUUAUUUUUCCUACACGAUCUUUUCAGUCAGAUGCAAUCAAACAAUGGAAAAUUAAAGGAAAGAAAAUGUUUCAACACCUCAACAUUCGCCCUUCAUUGACAUUGGAACAACGAAAUCGCAGAAAACACUUAAUUGACGAGUGCAAGAAGAAGAGGCAAGAAAAUCCUGAUCAGGAUUGGAUUGUUUAUGCAGACACAAUUAUUUUGAGAUCGGAGGUACAUAUUUUUCGUAAACAAAAUUAGCCAAAGCAAUAAACUAAAAAAAUUCUUUAUACCUGGGGCUCCAAAUAAACUAAGCGGAAAUAUUAAUAUCGAUAACAAUAGUCCAAAAAAUAAUUCUUUUAAAAAUAGAUUAAGUUGUAUUUAUCAAAAUGUUCGAUCCAUUAGAAACAAAAUUCCCGAGUUAGACUUACAAAUAGCCACCCAUAAUCCUAAUAUUAUUU